Bacillus rossius redtenbacheri is the source of this 4490-nucleotide messenger RNA. RefSeq names its product excitatory amino acid transporter 3-like. Gene Ontology annotation, cellular component: plasma membrane. The record is from RefSeq and is a predicted model, not a curated record. The coding region runs from base 434 to 1855 and encodes 473 amino acids. The transcript is spliced from 11 exons. Lineage: Eukaryota; Metazoa; Arthropoda; Insecta; Phasmatodea; Bacillidae. Gene Ontology annotation, molecular function: L-glutamate transmembrane transporter activity; glutamate:sodium symporter activity; neutral L-amino acid transmembrane transporter activity. Gene Ontology annotation, biological process: L-glutamate transmembrane transport.
GGCCGGCUUGUUGUAAUAACUUUACGUGUUUGUAAAACACAGGAAAACUUCCCGUCAGGAUGUUUUCCCCGUAGGGGUUUUGCGGCCAAGCAAAUAGCUUAAAAGAGAUGUAAAAUGUUUUCGCGGGGCUGUAAUCCUGUGGAAGGCUGUCAUGCUGCCCGGCCGUGCGGCGACUUGGUAAUGGUUAGCCCGUCGGCACCGCGAAGCGCACAGCGCCGGAAGAGAGACGCAGCCCAGAGACCUUGACGGAGCUCCGUGAGGCGAUGAUGGGCGGGCUACGGGAGGAAGCACUAAUCAAGAGCGACGGUGCAACACUGCUCCGGGUGAAGAGUCUACCCGGACGGCCUGAGGGGACCGCGCUCUGCAGACGUCACCGACGGGCGCGACGCGGCGUAGGCGGACUUCCUGCCCAGAAGGCCGCGUGUGGCCCGCGAUGGCGCGGCCGGCGCCCUGCUGGCGCAGAGACCUGCUGACGGCGCUCACGGUCGCCGGCACCGCGGGCGGGGUUCUGCUCGGCCUGGCGCUGCGCCACUCCGCCGACCGGCCCUGGGGAGCGCGCGCCGUCAUGUACGUCGGCUUCCCCGGCGACGUGUUCCUGCAGAUGCUCAAGUCGCUCAUCCUGCCGCUCAUCGUGUCCUCCAUCGCGGCGGCCGUCGGCUCGCUGGACCUGCGGCUGUCGGGGCGCAUCGGCGCGCGCGCCGUCGCCUACUACUGCGCCACCACCGUGUCGGCCAUUCUGCUGGGAGUCGCGCUGUGCGCCGCCGUGCGCCCGGGAGCCGGGGGCCCGCCCGACAAGGCGGCCGCCGGGGGCGCGCGCAACGUCACCACCGUCGACACGCUGCUGGACCUCGUCAGGAAUAUGUUCCCUCCAAAUUUAGUACAAGCCUGUAUUUCACUGUAUCAAACCGAGCUGUCUCCGCCUAAAACAUUACCGGGGCAGGAUCCGCCGGCCAACUCGACGCUGCACGACUGGGACAUCGGCGGCGUGCACGUGCCGGGCACCAACACCCUCGGCCUGGUCGUCUUCGCCGUCGUGAUGGGCGUGGCCAUCGCGCGGAUGGGCGCCGAGGCCGCGCCGCUGCUCGCCUUCUUCCGCUCGCUCUCCGCCGCCAUGAUGGUCAUCACCGGAUGGGUCAUAUGGAUCUCGCCCUUCGGAGUGAUGUUCCUGAUCGCAGCGAAGGUGAUCAGCAUGGAGAGCCUGAGCGUCCUGGCCGGCCAGCUGGGCUGGUACUUCAUGACCGUCCUCGUGGGACUCCUCGUGCACGGCUUCGUGGUCCUGCCCUUGUUCUACACCAUCGUCACCAAGAAGCUGCCCUUCAGGUUCCUCCUCAACAUGGCUGAGGCGAUAACCACUGCGUUCGGUACCGCGUCCAGCAACGCCACGCUGCCGGUGUCCAUGCGGUGCCUGGAGGAGCGGAACGGCGUGGACCCGCGCGUGUCCAAGUUCGUGAUGCCCAUCGGCGCAACCAUCAACAUGGACGGCACGGCGCUGUACGAGGCGGUGGCGGCGCUGUUCAUCGCGCAGGCGCGCGGCCGCCAGCUCAGCGCGGGACAGUACCUCGCCGUCAGCGUGACGGCCACCAUGGCGAGCAUCGGCGCCGCGGGCAUACCGCAGGCGGGGCUCGUCACCAUGGUCAUGGUGCUGGACACGGUGGGGCUGCCGGCCGAGGACGUCACGCUCAUCAUAGCCGUGGACUGGCUGCUGGACCGGUUCCGCACGACCAUCAACGUGGUGGGGGACGCGCUGGGCGCCGGGAUCGUGGCCAGCCUGAGCGGCAAGGAGCUGGGCGUCGCCGACCCGGAGGGCUCAGCGGAGGCCGACGGCAAGGCAGCCGUCGUCGUCGGCGACGACUGAUGACCCCGGAGUCGCCUACCAGGGAUCCUCCCCCUCCACGAGUGGACCGGUGCGGCACCCGCCGUAAACCCGUGUCCAAGCUCAUUCGAACACCACCGAACUCUUGCAAAGAGUAGGGGGAGCGAGCGUUUCUUGAGACAUUUCUACGGCACGCACGAUAAUUAUGGUACACAAUGAAGGAAUUAUGGUACGCAGUCACAGAAAUUUACCGUACCGUGACUAUAUUAUGUGUGCGAGGGUGAAGAAAAAAAAGGCACACCCUUCUGGCCACCCACACCUCCUCACCUCUCUCCUUCCCCACCAGUCAAUUUGUUUGUCUCUUUUUCCAUGCGUGACGUCAUAUUCUAUUAACUGAAGUAACUGUGCAGUUCCGUCCGGUGAAACCUCGUGUAUUCGACCCUGAGCCCGGGGACCUCAGUUUCUUCCAGAUGAUCGUUAAAUCCCGCCAUUUUAAUGAUAAAUUUCGCAGUGGGCGCAUCGUAAAGGGAGAUCCUCAUUUUCACAUAAUCAAAUAAACAAGUCCCAUUCCAAUCACUAGGAUUUGGGGAUACUAACUAUACUUACAAUUUCAAAAAGGCUGCCACAUGUGGGUUGUAUUUAUGGAAAUGUUUAAAGUAGUUCAACCACAAUAUGAUCGUAAAGUGGUACCAAAAGUAUUAACAAACUUGCCUCAUACUUUCACAGAAAUAAUACAACAGAAGGAAUUAAUGGAGAAAUUGGACGUUAGUCUGAGCUGUAGCUACAAACAUCCAGUUUUUUUUCUUACUAUCACGAUUCAGGUAACUGACAGAUAAACUGAGCGUGUAUGGAGGCCCUUUUAUAUCCCGUUAAAUGGAACAUAUGUAACACAGGCUAUGUCAAAGUCGAACUUAGUGCAGUUCAUAAAAGGAACGACUGUCAAGUAGUCGAUUACAAAACGUUCAAAUCAACUGGGAUGCAUACGGGCAACCUUGGAAAGAAAACCUUAAAAUGGUAUAUACUUUACAUACUCGUUGUAUUAUAUGAAGCAAUGAAUGUAUGUUUACGUUUCCCAAUGGAUUACUUUUUGAUCCGGUCCAAUGGGUCCCACAGCCAGUACCAAUAUAUUUGAAAGCAUGUGCUAGGGGCUACAAAUCUUUUCGCUGUGUUAGCAGCCAUUCACAAAUUCAUAACAUGUUUGUUUUAUAACUAUAUUAUAAAUGAUUCCAUUCAAAAAUUAAAUUUAUAGAAAAAAAUAUUUUUUUUAUAAUACACUACGACUACUAACCUUUUUCAAACAUGGACUUAAAGGAAGUAAGAAAGCGAGGAAUACCAGAUAUAUAGAGCGGUGAUUUUUCUUGGAAAGGUUUAAAGACAAGUUGUGUGUUAAACACUGUAUCAUCUUCCUAUUUUCGUGACUGGUUGAGUUUCUUUCAGGUGCAUGCCCCCUGUUGGUACACAAAUCACAGUAAUUCUGUGCGGAAGCAAAUGCGUUCUAAGUGAGCUGGCCAAAUAAGGCAAUGGCUUCUCUUGCAAAUGGCCAGCAAUCAUAAGCAGAAAUUACUGACAUAGAAAUACUGUAUUGUAGUUUAGUAAUCCAACAAAUUGUUUUGCGAAAAAUCACCACCUCUAAUGAUUUAUAGAGAAAUAUUUUUCGCGAAAAAAAAUUACGAACACGUAUUGGACUGUAAUAGGUAGAGACAUGCAAAAUUCGCGGAUUCAUUUCGCGAUAGGCUAGCAACAAAACAACUAUACCUUCGUACCGCUUCUGCGAUUGGCCCACAUUUUAUCCCGGGAACAGUGAGCCAAUGGGAAACACUAAACGAAGAAAGUGCCGAAUUACGGACAGCCUAGUUGAGACGUCUCACGCGUCAGUAGCCAAUGAACAGGUGUCAUUUCCGCGAGUAUUUAAAGGACUGUGGAGUCUAUCCUAGAGGUCAAUGAAUCCGCGAAUUUUGCAGGUCUCUAGUAAUAGGUUGUGUCUGCGCCCGUGUUUAUUCCUUGUAAUUAUCUGUCAUCUAUAAGAGAAGCCUUUGCCUUAUUUGGCCUUGACAUUUACGAGGUUUUUUUUUUGUUUUUUUACAAAAUUUCUGUGUUUGGUGUGCCGACAGUAGACACAUACCUGAAAGAAACCUAACAGUUCACGAAUUACAGGUGAUGCUCAAGUGUUUUAAUACAUAAUUAGUUCAGAAAUAUUUUCUUAAAAAAUUAUAGGUCCUACUAAUAUAAAAAAGAAGCGAUAAAUCAAUCAACUAUGGUAGGGCAUUCAGCAGAAUUUCGAGUUCACUGUUCAUAAUAGACAGACAUGUAGAAUUUUUUUACUGAAAAUAAGAUUCCACUAAGACAGUGUUUAUACAUAUAUUAAUUUUUUAACGGUAACUGGCAUUCCUGCUCUUUCCAGCAAAAAUAAUAACCCCAUGGCAACUGAUGUCAGCAAUGUUUACAAAAAAAAUAUGUAGAUUUGUUGAUACAUAUUGAAGUUCACUUCUCUAAUUUUCGUCUUAUUAUGUUUUUUUUAUAAAACUAAUAUAAAGUCUUUUAAAUUUUAAAUAUAAUUUAUUAUUUUAAAAUAUACACAUUUAUGUUAUUAAUAACUGUACUCCCAUUAAAAAUAUAUAUACUCUUUAUUAAAAAAAAUUGUUUUAUCAAUUUUGUAAAAAACAUUUUUGUAUGAAAU